Messenger RNA from [Torrubiella] hemipterigena, 786 nucleotides. The record is from the annotation of a GenBank genome assembly. NCBI's taxonomy places the organism in Eukaryota, Fungi, Ascomycota, Sordariomycetes, Hypocreales, Clavicipitaceae.
AUGGCCAAAGAAAAAAACUACAAUCCCGUCCAGGCGCAACGCAAGGCGGACAAAGCCAAAGCAAUCAAAAAAGGAAAAUCGGAAGCGCAAGACCGACGCAACGAACGCUUGGCUCGAAAGAACCCAAAUCAAAUACAAAAGCAGAUUGACGAUCUCAAGGCCAUCACCGACGGAGGCGGCAAGCUAUCUCGACAUGAAGAACAAGUAUUCGAAGGUCUCCAAAAAGAGCUCAAGGCCGUUACAAGGGCCCGGGAGGCCCUAGGCGACAAAGCUCCCAGUUUUGGGCGAAGCGGCUUCCGGUCGGAUUCCAAUGUCCUUGGCAAACGCCCCCGAGGCUCGUUGGACGACUCCAGCGGCGAUGAAGAUGUUCCCGAAGACGUCCGCAGGAUCCCUAUGCCUCGAGAUACUCCCCCACCAAUCCCAAAGGAAGUCCUAGACGAGUGGUACAGCAAGCGACGAGCACGGCGAGCGGCCGAGCAAGCAGCGAAGAACCCCGAAGGCGAAAAACAAAAGGAAUCCGCUCCCGCUGUGGAGGCAAAAACAGUGUACGAAGCGAAGCCUGUGGUACGAAAUCUGCAAAAAGAGGCUGUUGCCGCGUUUAUUCCUGCUGCAGUGCAAAUGAAGCUGAACAAGGGCUCUGGCCAAGGCGGGCUGAUCGAACCAGAAGAAGCAGACAGACUGGAACAGGAGGGCUACAUGAAAUCGACCAACCAUGUGGAAGCACCGGACAGCAAUGCGCCGCGCAAAGUUACUAUUGAAGAUGUCGAAGAUGACGAUGAAGCUUGA